Messenger RNA from Fusarium falciforme, 609 nucleotides. RefSeq lists its product as hypothetical. The transcript has a single exon. The record is from RefSeq and is a predicted model, not a curated record. NCBI's taxonomy places the organism in Eukaryota, Fungi, Ascomycota, Sordariomycetes, Hypocreales, Nectriaceae. Bases 1 to 609 code for a protein of 202 amino acids.
AUGGAAGCCAGUCUGUUACCAAUCAAUGAACAGAUUUCGCGAUUCCGCGAAGCCUUGGAACGCAACAAGACACUCAUGACUGUCCUUACACGCGCUGCUUCGAUGAAACUCCCCGGGUGGUACCUCGCCGCUGGUGCCCUCACACAGACUGUGUGGAAUGUCAUGACGAAUCGGGACCCUGAAAAUGGCAUUGACGACUAUGACUUGAUCUAUUUUGAUGCAUCUGAUCUGUCAUGGGAAGCCGAGAACACCAUCAUCAAGGCCGGCGAGAAACUUUUCGCCGACAUCCCAGUCGAGGUUGAAAUCCGCAAUCAAGCUCGAGUGCAUCUCUGGUACGAAAAGAAGUUUGGUGCACCAUGCCCACAGCACAAGUCCUCCGAGGCUUCAAUCAGCACAUGGGGCACCAAUUCGGCGCUUAUUGCCGUCCGGCUGAGGGAUGACGGAGAGUGGGACAUUUUCGCGCCGUGGGGGUUCUCAGACAUGUUCAGCCUCACCGUGCGACCGAACCAGCAGAUAAUGACGGAGGCAGUAUACGAAAAGAAGGUGGCACGCUGGAAAGGGUUUUGGCCAGAGUUGCCUGUCAUCCCGUGGAAUGAUCGCAAGACUUGA